Molecule: messenger RNA, 1721 nt
Organism: Rubroshorea leprosula
Lineage: Eukaryota; Viridiplantae; Streptophyta; Magnoliopsida; Malvales; Dipterocarpaceae
Source: the annotation of a GenBank genome assembly
CUGUUUUGCUUCUCUUGGGAAACAACUUCUUCCCUAUUCCAGUGUGGAAAGUCUUGAGAAAGAAUUUCUCUCUCAAGCUUUCCUGUCUCCGGCGGCGAUCUAUUAUUGGUGUUCACUUGCUGGAUUGCUUUCCCAUCGCUUGUGAAUUGUUAUUGAACCUCUUCAAUCAUGUUUGGUCGUGUCCCAAAGAAGAGCGAUAACACCAAGUAUUAUGAGAUUCUUGGUGUUUCAAAAAGUGCAAGUCAAGAUGAAUUGAAGAAGGCAUACAGGAAGGCUGCCAUGAAGAAUCAUCCUGACAAAGGUGGAGAUCCUGAGAAAUUUAAGGAAUUGGGUGAAGCUUAUGAGGUUCUCAGCGAUCCAGAUAAAAGAGAAAUAUAUGAUCAAUAUGGUGUAGAUGCUCUUAAAGAGGGAAUGGGAGGAGGUGGUCCUUCUCACAGCCCAUUUGAUAUAUUUGAAACGUUCUUUGGUGGUGGAGGCUUUGGUGGAGGAUCCUUUGGUGGUGGUGCUAGCUCAAGGGGAAGAAGGCAGAAGCAAGGUGAAGAUGUCGUGCAUACCCUAAAAGCUUCCCUAGAAGAGUUGUACAAUGGUACAACAAAGAAACUUUCACUUUCGAGAAAUGCUCUGUGCCCUAAAUGUAAAGGUAAAGGUUCAAAGAGUGGUGCCUCUACUAGCUGUUAUGGAUGCCAGGGGUCAGGAAUGAAAAUUACUACAAGACAAAUUGGGUUGGGCAUGAUCCAACAGAUGCAGCAUGUCUGUCCUGAAUGUAGAGGCUCAGGAGAGGUAAUCAACGAGAGAGACAGAUGCACACAAUGCAAAGGAAACAAGGUAAUUCAGGAAAGGAAGGUGCUGGAGGUGCAUGUUGAGAAAGGGAUGCGCAAUGGCCAGAAAAUUGUGUUUGACGGACAAGCUGAUGAAGCUCCGGAUACUGUUACAGGGGACAUUGUCUUUGUAUUGCAAGAGAAGAGUCACACCAGAUUUGAGAGACAGUAUGAUGAUCUCCAUGUAAAACACAACAUCAGUUUAACAGAGGCUCUCUGUGGGUUUCAGUUUGCCUUAACUCAUCUGGAUGGCAGGCAGCUUCUUGUUAAAUCAAACCCUGGCGAGGUCAUCAAGCCUGGUCAAAACAAAGCAAUCAAUGAUGAGGGAAUGCCACACCAUCAAAGACCUUUCAUGAAAGGCAGGCUAUACAUCCAUUUCAAUGUUAAUUUCCCAGAUUCUGGAAUUCUUUCACCUGAGCAAUGUCGGACCUUGGAGACUAUAUUAUCGCCAAAGCCAAACAGGCGAUUAACAGACAUGGAGCUUGAUCAAUGUGAAGAGACUACUUUGCGUGAUGUCAACACGGAGGAGUUUAGAUGGAAGCCACAGCAGCAGCAGCAGCAGCAGCGGCAGCGGGAAGCAUACGAGGAAGAUGAUGAUGAUGAUGAUGAUGAUGAGCACUCAAUGCCAAGAGUGCAGUGUGCCCAACAGUAGGAGAUCUGCAGCCUUCUGUGGCCUUCCCUGUCAACCAUAUUUUACUGAUCCACUAGAAAGUUGUUACCUAUGGAACUCUGUGGCGGUGUCAGUUUAUCCAGUUGGAUGUUAUGCUUAUUUUGUCCCAAGAUUAUCUAGUUUGCAUUUUGACUUGUUUAUCUCAAGACUUUUUAUAAGCAUUCAAUUAUUAGAUUAAUGGUGAGAUGUUAUAUUUGAUAUGUAUACCUAUAUAAUACAAGUUUAUUUUGUUU